CAGCGCCGGUAAAUUACCUCGUUCCGAAUGCGGCAAACUGGUUGGAUGGUCCACGGGCGCAGCCCUCAACCGUCUUAAAUAAAUGUAUAUAAGAGAGAGAGAGGGCAGCCGGUGAGGCAACUACCAGUCGUCCACAGCCAGCGGCGUUGGGGCGAUGCGCUCCCCGCGACGGGAAAGACACACUACGUGGAAACGCGCUAGGGGCCUUGCAAUUCGCAGAGUGCACCAUCGGUGCCUGGAGCGCUUCGUUCAGAGGGCUCCCACAUGGGCCCCAUACCGGUCCGGCCACAGGAGGGAUAAUGCAAAGGAACGCGGGUGCGCGUCGUAUGACUUGGUAAGACUUGGCGAGCGCGGAGGUCAAAGCUGACCCUCCGCUUCGAAGCGGAGUGCGCUCUGCGUUCAUAUGCAGGCGUUGGACGUCCGCCCCUCGUGCAUUCGUCACCGAGCAGCUGGCCUUCACAUGACGAGCGAGAGGAUGGCGCGAACGAGGUUCGCGGCGUGCAGCACCGUGCUGAGGAUGAGGACGGAACACCACAUGAAAGGCGUCCAUGCCGAGACGCUUGUUGUAAUGAGAGGCGCGCUGUACGCACACAGGUAGACCGAGAGCGGCACGAUGAACGCCGUCGACCCGAGAACGCCCCGGAAUGGCUUGCCCAAGCGUGCCUUCGCGGCCCUGACGCCCAAGCUAAGCUUCCCCCCGACGAUGGGAAUGCCAUUCCAAUCCUGGAAAUCCUCCUCCACCGCCGUCACAAUGAAGACCAGGGCCGCCAACAAGGCAUGCGCCCCCAGGGACACCCUGCCGGGCGCGGCGUGGUAUGCCUCCGCGACGAAGAGCACGGCCUGCCACCCCGCGAGGGCGCAGAUGCACGGCCGGCCCGGCUGCGGGACCGCCGCCGCCUCCCCCGGCGACGGCGCCGCCCCGGCCGGCGCCGGCCUCGCCGCGGCGGCUGCCGCCCUCUCCACCGGCCUGGCGGCCGAGCUGGCGCUGGCCCACGCCAAGGAUCCACCCACAGCCGCCGAUCCAACUCGGCGCCGCGCCCAGCGGGGGAGGGCCGCGGGGGGGAAGGCAGAGGGGAUUCGAGCAGCAGGAGGAGGAACAAACGACGGCACAAUCCUGCACUUUCGGUGGUCCGCGCAGAGUUCUUGGGCGGCGCUGGGGCCCCCCACCCCGCCACCACCUGGGAGGCGCCUCGGGCGCCGCUACCCGAGCGCGGAGAGAGGGUCCUGAGGAGGCGGGCCCAGCGCCAACUCGAGAAAUCCGCGCAGACCUCUGAAAAAAAAAAGUACAUCGUUUUGUUUCUUUUGGAAGCCACCCAAAUGGAGCCGAAAACGACAAAAUCGCGUCACGAUGACGUGAGCGCCGGUUUCCGACGCCUCGUGGUCUUC
Prorocentrum cordatum is the source of this 1386-nucleotide messenger RNA. The record is from the annotation of a GenBank genome assembly. NCBI's taxonomy places the organism in Eukaryota, Dinophyceae, Prorocentrales, Prorocentraceae.